Molecule: messenger RNA, 1764 nt
Organism: Diatraea saccharalis (sugarcane borer)
Lineage: Eukaryota; Metazoa; Arthropoda; Insecta; Lepidoptera; Crambidae
Source: the annotation of a GenBank genome assembly
AGUCAGUCAGUCGUUGUCAUUUACAUGUGGUGUGUCGCGCGUUGUGCGAAUGUGUUAACGUAUAUUUUAACAUACAUAAUUCGUAUAAUUCAAUAUAUCUAGUAAUAGUUUUCAUAAAGUUGUAGUUAUUAUUAGACGUUAUUAAAUUGGUGGUGACAUAAUGCACGAUAUCAGAUUAUACUGACUUUUUGUUUCGAAUUCUCAGAAUUUGGAUUUUCAUCACUUUUUAACUGAGAAUGUGGUCGUCAACGUUUUUGUUGCUAACCGCGGCCACCUACACAGCAGCAGCUGGAUAUUGUUCAGUGAAUACACUGGCCACUAACACAACGUGGAUGCAGUUCACAAAAGAACCGGUGCCGCUGGAGUACGGCUUCGAAGAUAAAUUCAAAAGUAUCUACUGCUGCGUCAAAGGUUACCGGAGUAUACAGUGGUUCAAAGAUGGGGUGGCGUACCCGUGGUCCGCUGGUGUGUCCAGCUUUAUCCUGUACCCUGAGGCCGCCAACCAAACGCUGUAUAGUCAACGUGCUGCCCGAGCAGACUCUGGAAAUUACACUUGCAGAAUGAGCAACGAGACGCACAGCGAAACACAUACCGUUCGGCUUGAGAUACAAGAAAAGCCCUCGGAUGAACCGAAAACUAUGUUCAUAUCAAAAGACCAGUGGGUAGAGGAGGGUAUGGAUUUACGGCUGUACUGCGAGGCUCUCAUAGGCAGGUCGUACUUGGCGGACGCACGGAGUGAUUUGCGGUGGAUGAAGGUGUGGCCGAAUGGAACGGAAGGUGAUUUACUGAUAACCCAAACGGAAAUUAAGACAAAAAGAGACGACGUCGAGGAUAUAAUUGGUUCGUAUCUCGACUUCGGGCGCGUGGCCGCUCGCGACUAUGGCACGUACGCGUGCGUCGUACACAGCAACGAUUUAGUCUCAAGGAGUUACGUCACUGUGCAUUACAAAUAUGGUGGUACGUCGAUGUUAGACUGGUCUGGCGAUAGUGAUGUACCGUGGAAGGCUUUGGUUCUGGGCACUGUCGCUGGAGCGUUGUUUAUUGCCUCGCUACUGAUGUUGCAUAAACGUUGUACACCGCGCUUGCUACUAGCGCUUAGACAAGCGCGCGCUAGAACCUCUACUGCUGCACACCGAGCGAGAGUGCUCGAGAAGGAAUUCGAUGUGCUCGUGUGCUGGACUCCAGUGGACGCGGAGCUAGUGAGGGGCGCAUUACUGCCGACGCUCACGCUCAAAUACAAGUACCGAGUCCACGCGACCCAACUCUCCACGCAACCUGACCACUGGUAUACGGAGAUAAUGUCUGAAACGGCCCGGUGUCGUUCCGUGUUAGUGGUGAUGUCGCCCGCUCAGUAUACACCGCAACAUCUGCUCGUUGCAUUCAGACAACUGGCCGCGUUACCCCAACCACCCGUCGUUGUACUACUGCAGGACUUGCCCAAUCUGAAGCGUGAAGCCAAAGAGGUGGGCGAGCGCGCGUGCUCGCUGCUGCGCCGCUCGCGGCUGGUGGCGUGGCGGCACGUGCACGACCGCGCGUUCUGGACGCAGCUCCGGCUGCACCUGCCACUGCCACCGCGCGCGCAACAGGUAAAAUCCGAGACUACGGACAACAAGAAUUCUCGCUCUGGCAGCUUAACGGCAUUAGUGUAAGCGCAUGUUAUCGGGCAGCCCGCGUCCUGUAUAAAUUAGUAAUAGGUUAGUGUAUAACACUAACCGGGCGAAGACUGCCAACGCAUCAAGACUGUGAAUAGUUAAGUUCUGUUAU